GUUUGUUCGACAAGUUUUCUUAUAAUAGCAUUUUCUGUAAUUUUGCUGGAGACAUACAUACGCUAUCUUCACUUGUGAAAAGAAUCAAAUGUCUUAUAGAUGGGUUAUUCGCAUUAAUGAUACAAUAAAAAAGAACUCUAACAUAUCAAAAUAUAAUUUGGAUCACAAAUUUCUGCCCAAGAAAGCAGUCAGUGUACGUUGGUCAAACAGACUGAGGUUGCAUUGAACGAAUCUACCAACCCUAGAUUACAACCACACACGAGCUACCUGAUAAGAACGAAUCGAAUACCUAUCGACCUAUCGUUUUAAUUGCAUUGUUGUAUUACCGAAAUGGACGUUCCCUAUCAGUUGUGUCCACAAGUGCCGAUCAGUUGAUCGUACACUAUGCUACAGAACGUGAGCACCUCGCUGGCCGGUUUCGUCCGCGCAAACAAUGGCCUACGGUAUAUGAGUGAUCGUAAUUGCAUCCUGCGCCGGGAAGAGCAACUGUUGUCCAAAAGGGGCAAAGUGAAAUUGAUCUCCGGCGGUGGAAGUGGUCACGAGCCCGCCCACAAUGGCUACGUCGGCAAGGGUAUGCUGGAUGCGGCCGUCUGCGGCGAUGUAUUCUGUUCCCCAUCGGCCACAUCGAUCGUCGAUUGUCUGCGAAUGGUGGCCGGUCCGGAUGAAAGCGUGCUGUUCAUCGUUAACAACUACACCGGUGAUCGGUUGAACUUCGGGUUGGCGGUGGAACGAGCUCGAUCGCAGUACGGGUACAAACAUUUGGAGAUAUUGCUCAAUGACGAUGACUGUUCUAUUAUGGAAUCGAUGGCGAGAAAGUCUGUAGGAAAACGAGGACUAGCUGGGUGCGUUUUGCUGAUAAAAAUGUUAGGAGCGAUGGCUGAGCUGGGUUAUUCGAUGGAAGAAAUAGUUCACUUUGGAAAGGGGUUGCUACAGAAAGGGUACAUUGCAACUUUUGGGUUCACUUUUGAUGUGAUCGAUGGAAAGCUGCAAAACGUUGAACUUGGAAAGGGCCUUCAUGGUGAACCAGGAGUAUACAAGAUGGAUCACUGCAAUGGGUUUGAAUCAAUUAUUUAUUUCGCCUUGGAUAGGAUAGCUGCAAAAAUUGCCCCUUACAGCGAUAAUGAUGUAGUUGUUCUCGUUAACAAUCUUGGAGGUACUUCGGAAUUAAUGUUGGGCGUAUUCAUGAGCAACCUAUUGCCCAUGUUGGCGAAUGACUACAAUGUGAAACGUGUCUACGUAGGAAACUAUUUCACUUCCUUGAGCCAAUCCGGUCUAUCAGUAACUCUUUUGAACCUCAAGUACUCCGAUAAAGUACUGCAGUACCUGGACUUCAAGGUGCAAAUAGCAUCAACGUUGUUUGGAGGCCAACCCUCGUAUGGUCUUCCCCCUUCAGAAGUGUUCAACUUCGAAGAUCGCAAAGAGUAUCAAACGAACGGAAAUGAUUGUGAGUUUAAAUUAUGCUUUGAGGAGUCAAGUCGGACCACGAUCAGGCAUGUAUUGAAGAACAUCGGAUGCACGCUGCUGGAAAAUCGCGAUUUGCUGAAUACCUACGACAGGGAAUGUGGAGACGGGGACACGGGAACUACCAUUGCCAACGGAGCAACCGCUUUGCUUGCCAGUCUCGAAUCGACCCUGGAUGUUUUACAUCCAGCAAAAAUGCUCCAACAAUUGAGCCAGAUUAUGCAACUGACUAUUGGCGGUACUUCUGGAGCGAUCUACGGCCUGUUCCUGCAUGCCGCUUCCAUUGCAUUUGAAGAGGCAGACAACGAUUCCAAGAUUGCCGUCAACCAUUGGCUGAGUGCAUUGACGAGCGGCAACAAAGCAAUCAUGCAGUAUGCUCUAACUGAGCUAGGGGAUCGUACCAUGCUGGAUGUCCUGAAGCGCGGAGAAGACGAACUUCUCAAUGCAAUUCUGCAUAACUUACCGACGCUACGGUGUGUCGAAAUCUUUGCCUGGGCAUGCGAAAAGGAAGCUACAAACACUCGCAAAAUGGUUCCAAAAUCUGGUAGAGCUGCCUAUUGUGCAGCCCAGUCAGGAAGGGCAGACUUCGAGCAUCCAGACCCUGGGGCUUAUGCUGUUGCGUUGUGGGCUCGAGCGUUAUGCGUGGGCUAUAAAAAGAGUUGUGCGGAGUAGACCAAAAUUAUCAUUUUAUAUUUGCAUGUGUUGCCAAGUAUGAAUAAAAAGUUUUAAUUUUAAUCUUACAAUUAUUUUAAUUAGAAUCUAGAAAAGCAUAAAACAAUUAUUUCGCGAUAAUAUUCUAAUUGUUGAAACUUAGAUUAGACGAGUUCAUACAAUCUAGACCUCAAGACAUUCGAAAAAUACCUAAUAUUUUCAGACAACUAUACUUGGAUGACAUAUUGCUCCAUAAUCCUUGUACUUCAGAUUGAGCUACGUAAUACAAAUUGAGAGAAUGUUUAUCUGA
Aedes albopictus (Asian tiger mosquito) is the source of this 2422-nucleotide messenger RNA. Its product is annotated as triokinase/FMN cyclase. The coding region runs from base 385 to 2133 and encodes 582 amino acids. The record is from RefSeq and is a predicted model, not a curated record. Gene Ontology annotation, molecular function: glycerone kinase activity. NCBI's taxonomy places the organism in Eukaryota, Metazoa, Arthropoda, Insecta, Diptera, Culicidae. Gene Ontology annotation, biological process: glycerol catabolic process. Gene Ontology annotation, cellular component: cytosol. The transcript has a single exon.